AUGAAGGAAAAACAAAAUUCCAAAAUUAUUAAGCAUUUUACCAAUAUUGCGUCAUUAAAACGAUUUAGAAUGAAAUUGUUUAGUAAACUUAGAAAGAUGCGUAAUUCAGUUGAUAAUUAUCAUGAUGCUAGGAUUAAAUGGGGGAAGGAAAAGGAAAAGGUUUGCGACUUUAAUUUUUUUAAUUUAUUAGGACGUGUCAGACUAGAGUCAAUUUUCUCAUUUUUUCCAAACAUGAAAUUAAGGUGGGAGGUUGGAAAAGUAUCUUGAAAAUAGGAACCUGAAGCUAGAAAAUAAGAACUUGAGCUAGAAAUCCAAUAGGAAAAUGAAGAACAUGGAAUACUUAGAAGA
This is a messenger RNA of Meloidogyne enterolobii, 348 nucleotides long. The record is from the annotation of a GenBank genome assembly. NCBI's taxonomy places the organism in Eukaryota, Metazoa, Nematoda, Chromadorea, Rhabditida, Meloidogynidae.